UACACCACCCACACUCUCUCUCUUCGUCUCUCUCUCUCUCUUAAUGGCGACCGCGUCUCUAACGCGCCGAAGCGUCGUCCUCCUCUCCUCCUACCCCUUCCCCGCACCCCCACGCUUCCCCCUCCAAACCCUAACCCUAACCCUAAACCCCUUCUUCUCCCAUCUCAAAUCACCGAGGAGCAAGAGGACCCCUAUCCUUUCCCUCUCCAUCUCCUCCUCUGCUUCCGUCUUUGCCGCCAACAAUGGCGUCACCAAUGGCGCCCCCACGGAGUCGAAGCCCUCGACGGAGCUCCACCUCUACAACACCAUGACGAAGCAGAAGGAGCUCUUCCGUGCUAGGGUUCCUGGGAAAGUGGGCAUGUACGUGUGCGGGGUUACGCCCUACGAUCUCAGCCACAUCGGCCAUGCGAGGGUCUACGUUACCUUCGACGUCCUCUACAGAUAUUUGCAGUAUUUGGGAUAUGACAUUUGCUAUGUUCGGAACUUCACUGACAUCGACGAUAAGAUAAUUAAAAGAGCAAAUGAACUGCGGGAGAAUCCUUUAAGUUUAAGCAGCCGCUUUUGUGACGAGUUCCUUUCCGACAUGGCUUAUCUUCAGUGUUUGCCUCCAUCAUUUGAACCCCGCGUUACCGACCACAUUAAUCAGAUUAUAAAUAUGAUUAAGCAGAUUCUUCUUAAUGGCUAUGCAUAUGUUAUAGAGGGGGAUGUAUACUUUCUUGUUGAAAAAAUUUCUGCUUAUGGUCGAUUAUCUGGUCGAAAACUAGAAGAUAAUGCACCUGGAGAAAGGGUUGAAGUGGAUGAGAGGAAGAAAAAUCCUGCUGAUUUUGCUCUAUGGAAAUCUGCAAAGGAAGGAGAACCAUCCUGGGACAGCCCAUGGGGAAAAGGACGGCCAGGAUGGCACAUAGAAUGCAGUGCCAUGAGUGCGACAUAUCUCGGCCAUUCAUUUGACAUACAUGGUGGGGGCGAUGACCUAAAAUUUCCUCACCAUGAGAAUGAAAUUGCUCAGAGCUGUGCAGCCUGUAGCAAAAGCAACAUAAGCUAUUGGAUUCAUAAUGGUUUUGUUAAAGUGAAGGGUGAUAAAAUGUCCAAAUCAAAAGGCAACUUCAUCACUAUCCGAGAGGUCAUAGAAGAUCACCAUCCUCUUGCUUUGAGGUUUUUCUUACUUGGCACACAUUACAAGUCUCCGGUCACCUACGAAGAUGCUCAGAUUUACAUUGCAUCUGAGAGGUUAUUCUACAUUUAUCAGACUUUGCAUGAUUGCGAAGAGAACUUAGGACGGCAAGAUAGAAGUAUUCCUGAAGAUUCUUUACCUGGCGAUGUUUUAGAUUGCAUCCGAAACCUUCGUCGCGAUUUUGAGAAAUCAAUGUCUGAUGAUCUGCAUACUCCUGUGGUGUUAGCUGCCCUUUCGGAGCCUCUAAAAAUUAUCAACGAUCUCCUGCAUACUCGUAAGGGGAAGAAGAGGGAACUAAGAUUCGAGUCCCUCUAUGCUCUAGAAAAGGAAGUAAGAAGUGUGCUGAGUGUUUUGGGAUUGAUGCCCCCGAGUUAUCACGAGGCUUUGCAGAUAUUGAGAGAAAAGGCGCUGAAAAGAGCUUCCUUAACCGAAGAGCAAGUUAUACAGAAGAUCGAAGAGCGGACUUCUGCGAGGGAAAACAAAGAGUACGAGAGAUCGGAUGAGAUCAGGAAGGAGUUAGCUGAUGCUGGGAUCGCACUAAUGGACGGGCCGGAUGGAACAGCUUGGAGACCUGCCGUACCUCCCGGUGUCCUACAACAGCUUCAGGCUGCAGCAGAAACGUCCAACUGAAGUUCUUGCUUUUGUGGUUGCGAAGGUCGUUGAAGCUCGUUGCAGCUCUUUGGCACGGCCAAUUUCUCCAACUAUUUAUUUGUCAGUUAUUGCCACUUAAAGUAGAAAAGCUGUUCCAGAAGCUAGCUCCCACAUGCUUCAAUUUUGGUCCCCGCUGAAGGUCCAAUAAGGUUACAUCAUUUCCUUUUGGAGUUGUAUGUUGGGAAAGCUUAGAAUUAUAAAGCUUGGAAGUUGGAAUAGAGAUAAAAAAAAAAGAAAAAAAGAAAAUCUUGCUCUUCUUGUGGUUUGUAGCUCAAAUAUUUAUUGUCAGCAAAGAGUUAUAGAGAAUUUUUUUUAA
This is a messenger RNA of Ananas comosus (pineapple), 2138 nucleotides long. RefSeq names its product cysteine--tRNA ligase, chloroplastic/mitochondrial. The record is from RefSeq and is a predicted model, not a curated record. NCBI's taxonomy places the organism in Eukaryota, Viridiplantae, Streptophyta, Magnoliopsida, Poales, Bromeliaceae. The transcript has 11 exons. Gene Ontology annotation, cellular component: cytoplasm. Gene Ontology annotation, molecular function: cysteine-tRNA ligase activity; ATP binding. Gene Ontology annotation, biological process: cysteinyl-tRNA aminoacylation. The coding region runs from base 44 to 1801 and encodes 585 amino acids.